Molecule: messenger RNA, 1364 nt
Organism: Camelina sativa (false flax)
Lineage: Eukaryota; Viridiplantae; Streptophyta; Magnoliopsida; Brassicales; Brassicaceae
Molecular function (GO): protein binding
Source: RefSeq, a predicted model, not a curated record
GUUUACUUAUAUAUAUAUAUAUAUGUAUAGGUUUAACACUCUUUUUAAGUCUUGACAUCAUUCAUUCACACUUUUUCAAACAAUGACUUUGUUUAUUUCCUCAUGCCUUCUUCUUCUUCUUCUUCUUCUCAUCUUCCCCUUCACCUCCACCGAUGCUCUGACGUCACCAUCCGACGUGUCAGCACUAAAAGCCUUCAAAGCCACCGUGAAACCAAACUCAAUCCCCCCGUGGUCUUGUCUCGCAAGCUGGGACUUUACUGUCUCCGACCCUUGUGCUUCACCACGUCGAACGCAUUUCACUUGCGGCAUCACUUGCUCGUCUGACUCCACACGUGUGACCCAACUAACUCUCGACCCGGCCGGUUACACGGGUCGUCUAACGCCGCUUAUCUUCGGCCUCACGGAGCUCCUCACGCUCGAUCUCGCCGAGAACAACUUCUACGGCCUAAUCCCAUCCUCCAUCUCCUCCCUCCUCAGCCUCAAAACCCUGGUUCUCCGAUCCAACUCGUUUUCCGGAUCCAUACCCGACUCAGUGACUCGACUCAACUCACUCGAGUCCAUUGACAUCUCUCACAACUCACUCACCGGGUCACUUCCAAAAACGAUGAACUCGCUCUCAAACCUCCGACAGCUCGACCUUAGCUACAACAAGCUCACCGGAGCCAUCCCAAAGCUUCCCAAAAACCUCAUCGACUUAGCUUUAAAGGCCAACACCUUAUCAGGGCCCAUAUCAAAAGAAUCGUUCACCGAGUCAACUCAGCUCGAAAUCGUCGAGCUCGCCGAUAACUUAUUCACCGGAACACUCGGAGCUUGGUUCUUCCUCCUCGAAUCAGUCCAACAAGUAGAUCUAGCUAACAACACUCUCACAGGCAUCGAAGUCCUCCCUCCAAAAUUCGCCGGAGAAAACAACCUCGUAGCUGUAGAGCUAGGUUACAACCAAAUCAGAGGAACCGCUCCGGCGAGUUUCGCGGCGUACCCGAGACUCUCCUCACUUUCUAUGAGAUACAACAUGCUUCACGGUGGUAUACCGUCUGAGUACGAACGGAGCAAGACGUUGAGAAGGCUUUACUUAGACGGGAACUUCUUGACGGGAAAAGCUCCGGCGAGAUUUGUGAGAUCGGACGCAGAAGUAAUGGGAAGUUUGGGGAAUAAUUGUCUACAGGGAUGUCCAGGGAAAGCUAAGAUGUGCGCUCCAUCGCAGAAACCAUUUUACAUUUGUAAGCAAGCUUAUGGUGGAAAACCAAAGUCUUAGUUUUGUCGGUGUCGGCGACUACUUCUUGUAAUAUAUAAUUUAUGCAUUAACUCUUCUUGUUUAGUCUUGGAGAACCACCAGUCGUUAUCGAGAUCUUCAUAUGUGAGCAGAA